GUAAAUUGUUCAAAAAGAUCAAGCAAAAUAACGAGAACGUAAGCCUUGUUUUAUUUGAUAUAAAUUCUGAUAUCAGGACUUAGCCUUGUUUGCAGUCGAAUAAAUCGCAGAGAUGUUCGUGGCCCGUAAAAUUUCGCAAACUGCAAGCCUGGCGGUGCGUGGCAAGCACACCCUGCCGAAGCUGCCCUACGACUAUGCCGCCCUGGAGCCCAUCAUCUGCCGGGAGAUCAUGGAGCUGCACCACCAGAAGCACCACCAGACCUACGUCAACAAUCUGAAUGCCGCCGAGGAGCAGCUGGAGGAGGCCAAGUCGAAGAGCGACACCACCAAGCUGAUUCAGCUGGCUCCUGCCCUGCGUUUCAAUGGCGGUGGCCACAUCAACCACACCAUCUUCUGGCAGAACCUCUCGCCCAACAAGAGCCAGCCCAGCGACGAACUGAAGAAGGCCAUCGAGUCGCAGUGGAAGAGUCUCGAGGAGUUCAAGAAGGAGCUGACCACGCUGACCGUGGCGGUCCAGGGCUCCGGCUGGGGCUGGCUGGGCUUCAACAAGAAGUCGGGCAAACUGCAACUGGCCGCCCUGCCCAACCAGGAUCCCCUGGAGGCCUCCACCGGCCUGAUCCCCCUCUUCGGCAUCGAUGUCUGGGAGCACGCCUACUAUCUGCAGUACAAGAACGUGCGUCCCUCCUACGUGGAGGCCAUCUGGGACAUCGCCAACUGGGACGACAUCUCGUGCCGCUUCCAGGAGGCCAAGAAACUCGGGUGCUAAGCACAGCCGGAGAUUGUCUAUGUUUAAUCUAUAAGCAUCUGCGGAUCGGAGAUCCUAAAUUGUAGUCUAAGUUGCGGCUAAUAAAUUGGUACCAGCUAGCAACUAA
Drosophila sechellia is the source of this 872-nucleotide messenger RNA. It is a transcript of the gene Sod2, whose product is annotated as superoxide dismutase 2. Gene Ontology annotation, biological process: superoxide metabolic process. Gene Ontology annotation, cellular component: mitochondrion. Lineage: Eukaryota; Metazoa; Arthropoda; Insecta; Diptera; Drosophilidae. Bases 113 to 766 code for a protein of 217 amino acids. The record is from RefSeq and is a predicted model, not a curated record. The transcript has 2 exons. Gene Ontology annotation, molecular function: superoxide dismutase activity; manganese ion binding.